Trichoderma asperellum CBS 433.97 is the source of this 1542-nucleotide messenger RNA. RefSeq lists its product as uncharacterized. Gene Ontology annotation, biological process: DNA-templated transcription; regulation of DNA-templated transcription. The record is from RefSeq and is a predicted model, not a curated record. Lineage: Eukaryota; Fungi; Ascomycota; Sordariomycetes; Hypocreales; Hypocreaceae. Gene Ontology annotation, cellular component: nucleus. Gene Ontology annotation, molecular function: zinc ion binding; DNA-binding transcription factor activity, RNA polymerase II-specific; DNA binding.
AUGUACUCUAGUUUCUACGGAAGCUGGUGUCCGCUUGCAGGGGAAUGGCUGACCGAGUCUAUGUGGGCGACAUUUGGUGGAACCUUGGGCCAAGAGCCUCGAGACGAGGAGCAGCUUAGACGCAUGUCACUCAAAUUAUGCCGGAACAGCGCGGUUCCUCUGGGCGAUAACCACACAGAUGUGGAAGAGUGGUUUGCAGAGUUUUCCGGGCCAAAGCUUCGAUGGGAGUCUCUUGGGUUGCUCUUUGUUAUUUGGGCUUAUGGCGCUCGCAGACUUCCUGACAAGGCAGUCUUACCUCAGGACUGUAUCGAGCUACAGAACAACCAUGGGAGCUGUCUUGUAAGCCGGUAUAAGAUGGCUGCUUGGAAGUGUAUUGAGCUCAGCCGUGACGCUUCCAACAGCAAUACGUUAUUGGCUUUUGUUGUCUUUGGACACUGCUUGCUGGAGUCGAAUGUGUCAGGAGAUGCAGGCAUGCAAUACUGGAGAGCGCACGGAGAUCUCAUGGCUUUGACAACCUACUUGGGUCUCCAUGUCUCGCCAAACGCCGAUUCAAUGGACUGGACCGUAACAACACAAAUCAGGCGCCGGCUAUUCGCAGCCAUCUUCGCACAUGACAAGGUAACGGCCACAUUCACCGGAAGACCCAUGUUCCUCGGCAGGAAAUUCUCGUCAACACCGCUGCCUCUCGAUAUGAGCGAUGAAUUGUUACUGUCAAAGCCUCCACUGACUAGGCGUGAAGACUGUCGCGUGGAUGAGAACGGAUGGAAUAUCGAUGGCAAGAUCUAUAUGACGACGACUCUCCGCGCAAGGGCUAUGCUGUCGUAUGUGAGAGAUGAGAUUCUGGAAAUUGCUCUUCAGGGCAUGGAUUUUGGUGGAAAGAUGGCACUUCUCAACCUGAAAUGGCGAGAAAUGCAAAUAGUCGACGGCUUUCCACCUUGUUUGAUAUAUCACCCCGAGGAUAUCCACAACCCAGACAUCCCCGGAAGAGAAGUCUACGGCAAAGUCCUCAUCUGGCUGGAACACCUCCAAAACCUCUUCUUCAUCGAGCGCCUCCUCAGCAAAGAAGACGACGCGUGCGAAGGAAACGAAACGCGGCUCUUCGAAAUCAGCAUCGAAAUGGUGACGCUGGCUCAUCUCUUCUGGACACAUCAGAACCGCCUCAAAACCGCCCAAGACUGCGUCGAAUGGAACGUUGUCUCCUUUGCCGCCCCAGCAGGCGGAGUACUCUGCAUGGAGCUAUUGAGAGGCACAACGCGCGGCACCAUGAGUCCAGUCGCUACAAAGGCUGUCAUUGUGGAGAAGCUGGGAAUGUUGGCUUCGUUCCUGGACUGGGUUGGCCCUAUUUCGCCAAAUGCAGAUAUUUGCUUUAGAGUGAAGAAGGUUGUGAGGCGAGUGCUGGAGCAGGCGUUGGAGGCGCCGGUGCAGACGAAUAUGUUGGAUGAAGGAGGGCAUUGGAAUAUGGACGUUUCAGCGGAUUUCAGCACGUUUUUUAAUCUUGAUUUGUUGGAUACAUUUGAGUGGCUGAGGCCAGAGGGAGCAUGA